AUGCUUACCCUCACGGCAAAGGCGGCCGCCCGCCGCGCAGCGACCUCGUACCUGACCGGCUCCAGCAGUCUGACCACCAGAUUUUCGGCCCUUGCCAUUCGCCCAAUUGCUGUGCGCAGCUUCUCCGUCUACCGAUCGCCUCUCCUGGCCGCAGCCCGCCGUGCCACCCCGGCUAAGAAGACCACCACCAAGAAGGCAACCACCAAGACCGCCAAAAAGGCAGCUCCGGAAAAGCCCAAGAAGAAAGCCGCAGCCAAGAAGCCGGCUGCUAAGAAGCCGGUCGCCAAGAAGGUCGGCAGGAAGAAGAAGGAGCUCACCCCAGAGGAGGCCCAGAAGGCCGACAUCAAGAAGUGGAAGAAGCAAGCGCUAUGGAACCAGGAGCCAGCUGCCGGCAAUGGCAGCGGCUGGGCAGUCUAUGUUGGCGAGCAGUUCACCGCCCAGAAAUUCGAGGAAGGCGACACCCUAACGGAGAAGAUGCACACUCUGCGUGACAAGUGGAAUGCGCUCUCUGAUUACGACAAGGAGCGAUACAAGUCCCAGGCCGAAGUUGAGGCAGUGCAGAGGAAGAAGCAGCGCAAGGAAUGGAUCGAGUCCCACUCGAUCGAGGAGAUUCACCUUGCAAACCAGGCCCGCCUCUUGCUGCUCCGCAAGUACAACAAGAAGAGCCCUAGACUCCAUGAUGAGAGAAAGCCCAAGCGACCCACGAGUGCCUUCGUCAGGUUCUUCAUGUCUUAUUACAAUUCUCUCGAUGCGGACGCAGCCAAGGCUGAUUCAAGAAAUCGGUUCGAAGGUGCCUCUGCGCGCUGGAAGACCAUGAGCGAGGAGGAGAAGGCUCCCUACGCGAAGGAGUAUCAAGAGGAGAUGAAGCGAUUCCUCGAGGAGAACGCGGGUUUCCAAGACAGGAUCGACGAGUUGAGGAAGUCCAUUUCUACCAAAUAA
Clonostachys solani is the source of this 939-nucleotide messenger RNA. NCBI's taxonomy places the organism in Eukaryota, Fungi, Ascomycota, Sordariomycetes, Hypocreales, Bionectriaceae. The record is from the annotation of a GenBank genome assembly.